AUGUUUUCAAGAAGAAGAAAUACAUAUCAACCUCAACAGAAUGUAUACAAGGGGGUAGGAGCCAAUAAUAAUACAAAUCCAGGGGCAUUGGCUGCUGCAAAAACAAUUGGAAAUGCUAUGAAACAAAAGAAUGGCAAUUCAGGGUCCAACGUUUCAAUACCUAGAUCACAGUCGUUUCAACAACCAAUAAUAUCAAGUACAAAUAAUAAUGGAAGUCUAUUGAAAAGAGGCUCAAGGUCAAAUAUUCAACAACAACAAUUUCAACAACAACCACGUAGACUUUCAAAUGGAUCUUUCUCAUCUUCAACUUCAAACAAUUCCCCAAUGACAAAUGAUUCAUACAAUAGAACAAUAAUUCAUGAUAUAGAUGAUAGUUUCAAUGAUUCAUAUUUAGAUGAAAUUACAGAAGAAUCAAAUCAAAUUUAUUUGAAUAAUAAAAAAAAUUUACAAGAUUUAAAAUUACCACUGCAUCAAAAUGAAAUUCAGAAACCAGUGAAAAUGGUGAAAAAAUAUGUUCCGAGUCCGACUGGUAUUAAAAUAAUUGAAGUACCUGAAUCAAGCUUUGAAAAAGAGAUAGCAAGACAUAACUCCAUGAGAUCGAACUCAUUGAUGUCUAGAUCUAAUUCGAUGAGAAACGUAUCACAUAAGAAACCCGCUUCUAGAUCUUCGUCUUUAACUAAUAAACAACUAAAAUCAGCACCACAAAAGAGAUCAGUAAGCUCACCAUUAAAAAUGCAAUCUAUGAAUGAGAAUGUUGAUUUAGAAGAAAAAUUGGGUAAAACUCAAGAAAAACAAGCACAAGAAGCUAAAUUGAAAGCCUUGGAGAAAGAAAUAGAACGUGAAAAACAACUUGCAAAAGAUUUGGAACUGAAAAGACUAGAAUACGAAAAAUUAAAGAGGGAAAGACUUGAGAAUGAGAAGAAAAUGCUUGAGUAUGAAGCUGGAAAUGUUGAAAUCAAUAGAGAAAGCUCAAUAUAUGAAGAAGAAGAAGAAGAAGAGAAAGGAAAAGAAGAAGUACCUAUUACUCAACCAAAUGGAGUUAUAAAUGAGUUUGAAAAAUUUAAAGAAAAUAGAGAUGAACUUUCACAAGCAAAUGAGAAAAUUGAUGGUCAUGCUAUUGAAGAUAAUACUGAAGAUAGUGUAAGAAUUUCAGUGCCGGUACUAUCGAUUGAGAAACCUCAAUUGACUAAAUUAAAUUCCGACUUUACUAAUAGUGAAGCUUUUGAAUCAAAUUUGGAUUUAACAGAUUUCAAAAGUUUGGAUCCAGGUCAUUCUACUUCAGAGUUGGGGAUAAUAAAUCAGUAUAGUGAAUUGAAAGGAUCAGAUUUGGAAGAAGAUACUGAUGAUGAAAUUGUUGAUGUACCUGAGGUUGUUGAUGAAACUAUUGAAAGUGAAGCUGUACCUGAAACGGAGGUACCAAAAAUUGUUGAAGAAUCAGAGAGUGAGCAACCAGGUACUAAUAAUCAGACAAGUACCGAAAGUUCAGACACGUUAUUACCGCCAGUGGUUGCACCUGCAACUGGCGCAAGCUCAAAAUCUUCAGUAUAUUCGGGUGAUUCCAACAAAAAACCUAUAAAAUCUGCAAUGAAAUCAUCAUCUUCGUUUAGUCAAUUACCAUCAUCAAAUAAUGCAAAAUCAAAUGCUGCUCAUCAAGCUUACUUAUCUUUGACAACAGCUGAGAAUACAAGAUUAAAUUCAAAAUUAUCAAAUUCACAAUUGAGUGGGGGUAGUCAAACCAAUCUUAAUAAUCUUUCAGCUAAUGAUUUGUAUUCUGGAGGAUCUGGUGGAGCAUACCCUCAAUUUGGUGCUUCACAAUUACAAAAGCAGCCAAUGAAGAGAUUGUCACAACAAACUUUAAGGGCCAAUCCUCAACAACCACAGAUACAACAACAACAACAACAACAAUCUCAAGAUUACAGGUUAUCAAUGAGACCUAAGCAGCAGCAACAACAACAGCAACCUCAGCAACAACAUAGAUUAUCAUUAAGAGCCCCACCACCUCAACAACAGCAACAACCAAAAGGAAUGAGCAAUAGAUCAUUACGUCCAACGUCACAGGUGCAACCAAUUGCAGCUCAUCCAGCUUUACAGCCAGGUUAUGUAUCACCCUCCAAGAUAAAGGCACAAGAAUUGUAUACAAAAGCUCAAUCCAGACCGUAUUCAGAUUUCAAGGCACCAGCAAGGAAUCCAAAUAGACCAGUUGGCAACAGUCAGCCUAGAACUACAUUAAGAGAUUCAACAGCACCUACUGAAGCACAAAAUAAUGGUUCCAAUAAUCCUUAUGAUCAAACAGGAAAUGUUCAUGCAAAUACUGCUAGUGGUAAUGGAAACGGAUUUAAAUCUAGAUUUGCUGAUUCUGAUGAUGAUUUACCAAUGAAGAAGACUUUUAAUUCCAAGUUCAAUGACUCAGAUGAAGAUUUACCAAAAACACAAACCCAAAACUACAACUUCACUCAACAACAAUCACAAUUACAGCAACAACCUUUACAACAGUUUUCACAGCAACAACAACAACACGGCUUAGGUCAAACAAAAGAGAAGAAGAAAUUUGGUGGUAAGUUAAAGAAAUUAUUCUCAUCCAAAAAAUAA
This is a messenger RNA of Lodderomyces pseudojiufengensis, 2589 nucleotides long. RefSeq lists its product as uncharacterized. The record is from RefSeq and is a predicted model, not a curated record. The coding region runs from base 1 to 2589 and encodes 862 amino acids. The transcript has a single exon. NCBI's taxonomy places the organism in Eukaryota, Fungi, Ascomycota, Pichiomycetes, Serinales, Debaryomycetaceae.